AUGAGUGCAGAACCGACUUUACGUGACCUCCCUCUGUCCUCUGUGGGCGACAAGGCCAUCGACGUGCAAGAUGGCUUUACGACCAGAGACCAGGUCAAUGUCGUCGAGGCGGAGGCAGAAUUCAAUGCAUUAUCUCGCCAGCUCUCCAUGCAGUCUGCAAAGACACCCACAAAUGUCCAGAACAGUGAUUUCGAGAAAGGUGAUAUAGAAAAAGGCUCUUUGGCGAAUCCCGAGGAGCCCUUCGACCUGAGGGAAUACCUCACCUCGUCCAAUGACGCGAACCAAGCUGCUGGGAUUAAACACAAGCACGUGGGUGUUACCUGGGAGGGUUUGUCUGUCGAGGUCAAUGGUGGUAUGGGCUUCAAGGUAUCUUCGGGCAUCAUGAAGCCCGGUGAAAUGUGUCUCGUUUUAGGCUGUCCCGGGUCUGGCUGUUCGACCUUUCUCAAAGCUAUUGCAAACCAGCGAGGAGAGUAUGCCUCCGUAUCCGGUGACGUUCGUUACGCUGAAAUUGAUGCGACCGAGAUGGCUAAGAUCUACAAAGGAGAGACGCCUGGUCCUCAUGGACGCAUUCCAGGCGUUUCGCGCAAGGCAUUCAACGAACAAGUUCAAAGCAUGCUGCUCAAGAUGCUCAAUAUCUCACACACUGCUCAGACCCUUGUCGGCAACGAAUUCGUGCGAGGAGUUUCAGGCGGAGAGCGCAAGCGUGUCAGCAUUGCUGAGAUGAUGGCCACGAGGGCGCGUGUUCAGUGUUGGGAUAAUUCGACCCGAGGUCUUGAUGCGUCGACAGCUCUUGACUACGUAAAAAGCCUUAGAGUGAUGACUGAUGUUCUCGGCCAGACGACUUUCGUUACUCUGUACCAAGCUGGCGAAGGGAUAUACAACCUUUUCGAUAAGGUUAUGGUCCUUGAUGAAGGUCGUCAGGUCUAUUUUGGCCCCCCCUCAGAGGCCCGUACUUACUUCCAAAACCUGGGGUACAAGUCUCUUCCUCGCCAAAGCACAGCUGACUAUCUUACGGGAUGCACGGAUCCCAAUGAGCGUCAGUUUGCCACAGGACACUCAGCUAUCGACGUCCCUAGCAAUCCGACCGCCCUAGAGCAGGCGUUCCUCGAUUCGACCCUCGCCGACAAUAUGCUUGACUCCUUGGAGAAAUACAAAUUAAUAAUGGAAACGGAGAAAGCCGAUCAAGAGGCGUUCAAACAAGCCGUAGCCUCCGACAAGAAAAAAGGUGUCUCCAAAAAGAGCCCAUACACCCUUGGAUAUAUCGGACAGGUACUAGCCCUUGCGCGCAGACAGUUCCAAAUGCGGUUGCAAGAUCGUUUUCAACUCAUCACAAGUUUCUCCUUGAGCACGAUAUUGGCCAUUGUUAUCGGCGCUGCAUUUUUGAACAGACCACCGACUUCGGACGGUGCGUUUACUCGUGGAAGUACAAGCUAUAGCUUAUAUCGGCCUUCUGCCAUUGCCUUGGCUAACACCCUCGCGGAUAUGCCUUUUUCGGCUGUUCGGUUGUUCUUGUACGACAUCAUCGUCUACUUCAUGGCCCACUUAUAUCGCUCGGGUGGAGCCUUCUGGAUCUUCCACUUGUUUAAUUACAUCGCUUUCCUAGCCAUCCAAGGCUUCUUCCGUACUUUUGGCCUCUUUUGUUCUAACUAUGACAGCGCCUUCCGCUUGUCAUCGUUCUUCAUUCCUAACUUGAUCCUUUACGUGGGUUACAUGAUCCCUGUCAACGAGAUGAAACGCUGGUUAUUCUGGAUCUACUACCUCAACCCUAUGUCCUAUGCGUACGGUGGCUUGAUGGGGAAUGAAUUCGGCCGUCUUAAUUUCACUUGCGAUGGCGAUUAUGUCGUUCCAAGAAAUGGUCCUGGUAUGAACGUGUACCCUGACGGCCUUGGCCCCAAUCAAAUCUGCACAUUGUUUGGCUCCGCCCCGGGUUCGAACACUGUCCCGGGCCGGUCCUAUAUCUCUGCUGGCUAUGACCUGAACAUUCAUGACAUCUGGCGUCGGGAUUUCCUUGUCCUUGUGGGUUGGAUUUUAUUCUUCCAGGCGACACAGAUCAUCGCGCUGGAUUAUUUCCCGAAACGUACGGGAGGCGCUUCUUUCCGUUUGUUUGCAAAAGAGAACGCAGAGACCAAACAGCUGAAUGCUACGCUUCGAGAACGGAAGUCUCACCGCCUAGAACUCGCCGAAACUGAGAAAGCUCAGGCAAUGGAAGAUACCGAAGAGAGAGAUUUUACCGCCUAUGCUGAUCGCAAGACCUUCACUUGGGAGCGCCUAAACUAUCAUGUGCCCGUACCUAAUGGCCAGCUUCAGCUACUCAAUGAAGUCUACGGCUACGUCAAACCCGGUACGCUCACGGCUCUUAUGGGUGCGUCAGGCGCCGGCAAGACGACCUGUCUCGAUGUGCUCGCGGGGAGGAAGAAUAUCGGCAUCGUGACUGGUGAUGUGCUCGUAGAAGGACGCCCUUUGACAUCCGAUUUCGCUCGAGGAACCGCAUAUGCUGAACAAAUGGAUGUCCACGAAGGAACCGCCACAAUUCGGGAGGCGAUGCGUUUCUCAGCAUACUUGCGACAGCCGGCUGAAGUAUCGAAGGAAGAGAAGGACGCAUACGUCGAGGAUAUGAUCGAACUUCUGGAGCUCCACGAUAUUGCUGAUGCUAUUGUCGAUGGGCUUGAUGUUGAAGCUCGAAAGCGGCUGACAAUUGGUGUUGAACUUGCCAGCAAACCUGAGUUGCUCCUAUUCUUGGAUGAACCAACUUCUGGUCUGGAUGCGCAGAGCGCAUGGAAUUUAGUACGCUUUCUUCGAAAGCUGGCUAGCCAAGGUCAAGCGAUCCUUUGCACCAUCCAUCAGCCAUCGUCCUUGCUUUUCGAGAGCUUUGAUCGUCUACUGUUGCUCGAACGUGGUGGGCACACCGUCUACUUCGGCGAUAUUGGGGCGGACUCUGGCGUCCUCCGGGAGUAUCUAGCGCGCCAUGGAGCUGAAUGCCCAUCCAAUGUGAACCCUGCAGAGUAUAUGCUGGAUGCCAUAGGAGCUGGUAUCUCACCUCGGCUUGGGGAUCGUGACUGGAAGGAUGUUUGGCUAGAUUCGCCUGAGUGCAAGCGCGUUCGAGAAGAAAUCAAUGCCAUCAAGCGUAUCGGACAAGUGCGCACUGAUAUCGACAAAGUCAAGAGCUCCACCUACGCCACUCCUUUCCUGCACCAACUUAUGAUUGUCACCAAGCGCAAUAUGUAUGCCCUCUGGCGCUCGCCCGACUACGUGUUCACUCGCCUCUUCGUUCAUAUCUUCAUUUCGCUGUUCGUGUCCUUGCCCUUCCUCCAGCUUGGUCACAGCCAGCGUGAUUUACAAUACCGGACGUUCUCCAUUUUCUGGGCAACCAUUCUUCCAGCAGUGUUGAUGAAUCAGAUAGAACCAAAGUUCAUCGAAAACAGACGUAUGUCCAAGUCUUCCAGUAGGAUCUACUCUCCAGAAGUAUUUGCCAUCGCACAGCUUCUCGGCGAAAUUCCAUACUCAGUGCUAUGUGCCAUCGUGUACUGGGCACUCAUGGUAUACCCACAAGGCUUUGGUCAGGGAGCGGCGGGGACCGCAGGCACUGGGUUCCAGUUACUUGUGAUCCUGUUCACGGAGCUGUUCGGUGUCUCUCUAGGCCAAGUUAUUGCUGCUAUCACCCCUAGCGUUCAAGUUGCUGUGCUCUUUAACCCGUUCAUCAUGGUCGUGCUCAGUACCUUCUGUGGAGUGGUCAUUCAAUACCCCGUCCUCUCUCAUUUUUGGAAGUCAUGGUUGUACGAGCUCAACCCCUUUACGCGCUUGCUAUCUGCUAUGUUAUCCACGGAGCUCCACGGUCUGAUGAUUAGGUGUAAGCUCGAUGAAUUUGUCGUGUUCAACCCCCCUUCUAGUCAGACAUGCCAAGCAUGGGCUAGCAGUUUUGUCAGCGCAUUUGGUGGUUAUCUGGACAAUCCCAACGAUACCACGGCGUGCCGUUACUGUCAAUACUCUGUUGGAGAUGAGUUCUUCCUUCCCUUGAAUAUUCGAUUCGAAAACAGGUGGAGAGAUGCCUUCAUCAUCUUAGCGUUCUUUGUAUUCAACUUCAUCGUUACCAUCAUUGCGUCCCGCUUCCUUCGCUAUGCAAAACGGUAA
Molecule: messenger RNA, 4128 nt
Organism: Heterobasidion irregulare TC 32-1
Lineage: Eukaryota; Fungi; Basidiomycota; Agaricomycetes; Russulales; Bondarzewiaceae
Product: ABC transporter
Exons: 22
Coding region: 1-4128 (1375 amino acids)
Biological process (GO): transmembrane transport
Cellular component (GO): membrane
Molecular function (GO): ABC-type transporter activity; ATP binding; ATP hydrolysis activity
Source: RefSeq, a predicted model, not a curated record